Salarias fasciatus (jewelled blenny) is the source of this 2841-nucleotide messenger RNA. It is a transcript of the gene carm1, whose product is annotated as coactivator-associated arginine methyltransferase 1. Bases 22 to 1806 code for a protein of 594 amino acids. Lineage: Eukaryota; Metazoa; Chordata; Actinopteri; Blenniiformes; Blenniidae. The record is from RefSeq and is a predicted model, not a curated record. The transcript has 16 exons. Gene Ontology annotation, biological process: chromatin remodeling; peptidyl-arginine methylation, to asymmetrical-dimethyl arginine. Gene Ontology annotation, molecular function: histone H3R2 methyltransferase activity.
CCUGCCUCCAGCUGCGUGUGGAUGCGAGCGGACGAACCGUCUCCACGACUCAGAUCGAAGAUGGCGGUGUCGGUGUUCCCCGGCGUGCGGCUCCUCUCCAUCGGAGACGCGAAUGGAGACAUCCAGCGGCACUCGGAGCAGCAGCCCCUGCGGCUGGAGGUGAAGACGUCCCAGGACGCGGCUCUAAUCAAUCUCUCCAAUGGAGAGGAGGCCAGUGUGUUCAAGUGUUCCAUUUCCAGAGACACAGAGUGCAGCCGAGUGGGGAAGCAGUCCUUCAUCAUCACCCUGGGCUGCAACAGCGUCCUGCUGCAGUUCUCCUCCCCUGCAGACUUCCAGUCCUUCUACAACCUGUUGAAGAACUGCCGUGGUCACCUGAGCGAGCACUCGGUGUUCAGUGACAGGACAGAGGAGUCCUCUGCUGUACAGUAUUUCCAGUUUUAUGGCUACCUCUCUCAGCAACAGAACAUGAUGCAGGACUAUGUUCGGACAGGUACUUACCAGCGGGCUAUUCUCCAGAACCACAGCGACUUCAAGGACAAGGUGGUGCUCGAUGUGGGCUGUGGAUCAGGGAUCCUGUCCUUCUUUGCAGCUCAGGCUGGAGCCAGAAAGGUGUAUGCAGUGGAGGCUAGCACCAUGGCUCAGCACGCCGAGGUGCUGGUGAACAGUAACCGUCUGGGAGAGCGGGUGGUGGUCAUCCCGGGGAAGGUGGAGGAGGUGACGCUACCCGAGCAGGUGGACAUCAUCAUCUCGGAGCCCAUGGGCUACAUGCUGUUCAACGAGCGCAUGCUGGAGAGCUACCUGCACGCCAAGAAGUUCCUCAAGACCAACGGUAAAAUGUUCCCCACCAUUGGAGACGUCCACCUGGCUCCCUUCACAGACGAGCAGCUCUACAUGGAGCAGUUCACCAAGGCCAACUUCUGGUACCAGCCGUCCUUCCAUGGUGUCGACCUCUCUGCCCUGCGGGGGGCAGCGGUUGACGAAUACUUCCGUCAGCCAAUUGUGGACACGUUUGAUAUCCGCAUCCUGAUGGCCAAGUCCGUCAAGUACACAGUGAACUUCCUGGAGGCCAAAGAGGAGGAUCUGUACAGGAUAGAGAUCCCCUUUAAGUUCCACAUGAUGCACUCGGGCCUGGUGCACGGCCUGGCCUUCUGGUUUGACGUGGCCUUCAUGGGAUCAGUGAUGACAAUAUGGCUGUCCACCGCCCCCACGGAGCCCCUGACCCACUGGUACCAGGUCCGCUGUCUGCUGCAGUCCCCCCUCUUCACCAAGGCCGGGGACACGCUGUCCGGCACCGCCCUGCUGGUGGCCAACAAGAGACAGAGCUAUGACAUCAGUAUCGUUGCCCAGGUGGACCAGACGGGAUCAAAGUCCAGUAACCUCCUGGACUUGAAGAACCCCUUUUUCAGGUACACAGGCACUACCCCCAAUCCCCCUCCCGGCUCACACUACACCUCCCCGUCGGAGAACAUGUGGAACACAGGCGCUGCCUACAGCAUGAGUCAGGGGAUGGCUGUGUCAGGGAUGCCUGCAGCUUAUGACCUCAGUACAGUGAUCGGGAGUGGACCGCCUGUGUCUCACAACAACCUCAUCCCUCUGGUGAACACUGGGAUAGUAAACCACACCCACUCCCGGAUGGGCUCCAUCAUGAGUACAGGCAUCGUUCAGGGAGCCACUACAGGCCAGUCGGGGCCCAGCAGCAGUGGGACCUACUACCCCGUCACCAACCAGUUCACCAUGGGGGGGGCGGCCAUCUCCAUGGCCUCCCCCAUGGUCAUCCCCAGCAACACCAUGCAUUACGGCAGUUAGAACCCAGACCGCACAGAGACCUGUUUGACCUCACCCCCGCAUGACAAGAGAGCCCACCCCCGCCCUUCAACUGGACUGACCCCUCCAAACUGCAGCCAAACCCAGACCCCCCCCCCCCCCCAGCAGCUUCUUCUUGUCCUCCAGUAGAUGAACGGCUCCAGGCUCCUGUAUCCGUCCAGACUCUUGUCUUGCUUUUAACCCCCCAGGAUCAUGACUGCCCUCCACCUCCACCCUGAUGUGUAUCCUCGUCCCUCCACCCCCCGGCCCCCCAGUGUUAGUCCAGGGUGGGCCUGGACACUGCUUCAGUCCUCAGACUGGGGGAACUCUGGUUCUCUUGGUCUCAUGAUGAAUAAACCUUUAUUGGUGUUCCAGCAGCUCUGAACUGUCAGUGAGGUUUAGGGAGCCCCCGCCCCCCGCCCCCCCGCCCCCCCAGUCCUCUGGUGUGCCUGGUCCACCCUGACAGGAGAGGCUCUCUCGCUGUCCGUCUACAUAUCUGUUCUUUUGAUUUGAACCUUCCUAAAGCUUUAAAACCACGACGGUGGAACUGCUCAGCGAGCUUCAGCAUGUCUGCCUCCCCACAGCCUCGGCUCCGCCCACACCCCGACAGGAAACAGGAAGUAGUCCCCUCUCCUCACUGCUCCCGCAGACAGCAAACAGGAAGUGAUCCUUUUUCCCCGCCGGCGUCUCAAAUGGAAGCAUUGUACAUUUUCAUUUUAUGUGUUUUUAUGAACUGGAUUUUUAGAGUGACUCUCAUGGUUCGUCCAUCAAAAAGGCUCAUUUAGGUCCUGUUGGUCCCUCCCAGCCACCGUAGUACACACACACACACACUGUCACACACACACACACACACACACACACAGCAGACACAGUGGCACUUCUCUCCUCUGGGGGGCAGCAGGUUGAAGCACCAAUCGGCUGAGAACAUCCCAGGGUGGAGGAGGAAGAGAGUGUGUGUGUGUGUGUGUGUGUGUGUGUGUGUGUGUGUGCGCGCACACGAGAGAGAGUGAGUGAGAGUGUGUGUGUGUGUGUGCGAGU